Bipolaris oryzae ATCC 44560 is the source of this 1527-nucleotide messenger RNA. RefSeq lists its product as uncharacterized. NCBI's taxonomy places the organism in Eukaryota, Fungi, Ascomycota, Dothideomycetes, Pleosporales, Pleosporaceae. The coding region runs from base 1 to 1527 and encodes 508 amino acids. Gene Ontology annotation, molecular function: protein binding. The record is from RefSeq and is a predicted model, not a curated record. The transcript has a single exon.
AUGGCCAAGAGGAAGAGGGAGAAUGGCGAGAGCGCUGCCGCAGCCAAGGCCUUGAAGAGCAGGAAAAACGAGGUUGCAUCAAAAUUCCAGAAGCUUGCAGUAGAGGAUGCCACUGAAGUGCAGACUGCCGUCACAGAGAAUGGCAAUACGAUUCCAGACACAACAACCAUCCAAGUUAUUACUGGUUCUUACGAAAGAGUUCUUCAUGGUUUUGCAGCGUCUAUCCCAAGUACCCUCCUUACUGGCCAAGACGACGCCUCAGCGCCAGAAUCCGACGCUCCAAAAGUCGACUUUACCGACACUUUUCUCUUCAAUGCCCAUGCGUCCGCCAUUCGCUGCAUGGCGCUCUCUCCCCUUUCGGACGAAACCUCUAAAAUCACACUCGCAACAGGCAGCACAGACGAGCGGAUAAAUUUGUACUCAAUUUCAACGGCACCGCCCUCAAAAAACCGACCUAAACUCCCUUCCCUCAACGACGGUUCUAUCACCGAGAACCCCAAAAACAAGGAACUCGGAUCCCUCCUCCACCACUCCUCUAACAUCACAGCGCUCUACUUCCCCACACGAAGCAAGCUCCUAAGUUCAGCCGAAGACAGCACAAUUGCUAUUACAAGAACACGUGACUGGACCGCCCUCUCCACCAUCAAAGCACCAAUACCCAAGCCCCAAGGCCGACCCAGCGGCGACACCGCAGGCCCUGGAGAAGUCCCCUCGGGUAUCAACGACUUCGCCGUACAUCCCAGCAUGAAACUCAUGCUCAGCGUCGGCAAAGGCGAAAAAUGCAUGCGCCUCUGGAACCUCGUUACCGGCAAAAAAGCCGGCGUCCUAAACUUCGAUCGCACCAUCCUGGGUGCCGUAGGUGAAGGUCGCUUUUCUUCCGGCGAAGCCCGACGCGUACUCUGGGACCCAGAAGGCGAGGAAUUCGCCGUCGGAUUCGACCGUGCCCUCGUCGUUUUCACCAUCGAUUCCAAACCCAAAGCCAAAAUCGCGCCAGAACCCAGAUCGAAAAUUCAUCAGAUAAUGUAUCUGCCCAAGACGAUGCAGAGAGAAAGUAUUCUCCUUGUCUCAACGGAAGACGGCCGCGUACUCGUCUACGACACCAGUAAAACUAUCCCACAACAAGACGACGAGAAAGCAGGGAAACAGAACCAAAAUAUCCCAGACGCCAAACUCCUCGCUCAAAUCGGUGGUCCAGCCGCCGGCCUAACAGGCCGAGUCAAAGAUUUCGAAAUCCUCCCGCUUUCACAGUCCACCUGCGUCAUCGUCACCGCAUGCAGCGACGGCACCGUACGUCUCUGGGCACUUGACACUUCUGAUCUUGACGCCAAAAGCCAACAAGAUGGCGAGUCCAAAAAGGGUUUCUCAGCACCACAAGUUGCAAAACUACUAGCUUCGUAUUCCACAGGCACGCGAAUUACGUGUUUAAAGGCAUUCCCUAUGACGGGUACACCUGAUGACGCCGACGACGACGACGAAGAGGAAGAGGGAAAGAAGCCACAAGAUUCAAGUAGCGAUGAUAGCGAGUAG